This is a messenger RNA of Penicillium egyptiacum, 927 nucleotides long. Lineage: Eukaryota; Fungi; Ascomycota; Eurotiomycetes; Eurotiales; Aspergillaceae. The record is from the annotation of a GenBank genome assembly.
AUGGCGUCUUCAUCCAAACGCUCUAUUCUGAUCACUGGCUGCUCACCAGGUGGGGUUGGCCAUGCUCUCGCCCUCGAAUUUCACUCUCAUGGCAUGCGCGUUUUUGCGACUGCUCGAUCCGCCAGUUCUCUCUCCACGUUAGCAGAGAAAGGCAUCGAAACACAUGAGCUAGACGUGACGAACGCGGAGAGCAUCACAGCGUUAAGAGAUGAGAUUUUCAAGCGGACUGGAGGCAAACUCGAUAUGCUGUUUAACAAUGCUGGCUCAAUGUAUGAAGCUCCGGCAAUCGAAGCCGAUCCUGCGCGUAUACGUGGAAUGUUCGAUACGAACGUUUUUGGCCUGUUCGAUAUGGUCUCCGCGUUUACUCCUCUUCUCCUAGCCUCCACGAUUAAUCCAGCUACGCCGCCAGUCAUCAUCAAUACCUCGUCAGUUCUUGCACGAGUUCCAUAUCCUUUUUCGGCCGCAUACAAUGCCUCGAAAGCAGCCGUGGCUUCUUACAGCGACGCUCUCCGCAUCGAACUUGGCCCACUCGGUAUCAAAGUUGUUACGCUCUUUAUGGGUGAAGUCGCAACAAAUCUCGUGUCUCCUGACAAUAUCUCGUUUGAUCCUGAAAGUAUUUACACCGUUGCGUUAGAGGGUACUAAGGAGCGAGGUCGAAACCAUGUCAGAAACAGCAUGAAGCCAGAAGUGUUUGCCAAACAAGUUGUUCAAGCUAUCUUGGCUAAACAUUCUGGAUAUAGAAAGGGGGACUUCCUGUGGAAGGGGACCAAUGCUUGGUUGAUUUGGUUUUUGAAUUUCCUUGGGUGGAGAUAUAUGCUGAACAACGCCGCUGAAAAGAUGAUCGGCCUCGAUAAAAAAGAAGUCCGAAAGUCUAUUCUUGACAAAGCUAGAAAGCUGUGGACAAAGGAAAAGGUGCAGGAAAUCUAA